Nothobranchius furzeri (turquoise killifish) is the source of this 6876-nucleotide messenger RNA. It is a transcript of the gene lgi1b, whose product is annotated as leucine-rich, glioma inactivated 1b. NCBI's taxonomy places the organism in Eukaryota, Metazoa, Chordata, Actinopteri, Cyprinodontiformes, Nothobranchiidae. Gene Ontology annotation, molecular function: protein binding. Gene Ontology annotation, biological process: myelination. The record is from RefSeq and is a predicted model, not a curated record.
AGAAAUCCACUAUUUCAUUUCUUUCAACUGAAUUCCAGCAAACGACAGUAUGGGAAAAGGAAAUGGCUUUGAAUAUCAGAACAGUUCAAAAACAACAAUCCACCGCUGUUUGUCAUGUGUUUUUCUCGUUAUUGCCAUGCAGGAGGGGAAUGAGGCGGGCAGCAUUUGAAUGAGUGGGGCAGGUGCAUUUGCUCCGAGCCUCAUGAAUAGACGCUUCCUAUUAGCCUGCGCGGAUCUGAGGGGCGCAUAAAUAAAAGCUGGCGGUGCUGAUUAAAAAAAGCGCACCUUAGGGCUUCUCCCCCUCCUCCACGUCCAUCUCAUUCUUCCCUUCUUUUUGUCUGAUGGGCUUGCCUUACAUCAGUCAGCCUAAAAGACUUUGGAGGUUGUAAACAAAUAAGAAACAGAUGGUUUCUUCUUUCUUUCUGAGAAUAUGAGAUCAUGUUUUUGACAUUUUUUCAUCUCCAUCUGUCCCACAUUUGUAAUCCGUAAAUCCGCUGGACUGAUUGCCAUUUAGACGAAAAACAGGAUCCUGCAUCAAAGAUUCAGAAACAGCAUCACCGACGGCUGGGACCGUUUGGAGACUCCGCCUGGAAGUUUUCUGUAUUUUGCGUUUUUGUUUUCGUGCGGAAGAUAGCGUUGCUCUGGGACAGAGGAGAUGGGACACCCGGGCAGAGGAUGGAUGCUCCUGGUCUGGAUCGUCGCCGUCAGCUUUCUGCUGGCUGAUGGACGGAGACUGAGACAGCCCAGAUGUCCCUCUGGAUGCACCUGCACUAAGGACAAUGCUCUGUGUGAGAACGUCCGAUCCGUGCCUCACGCGUUCCCAUCUGACGUUGUUUCACUAUCUUUUGUGAAGUCUGGAUUUAACGAAAUCGCUGGAGGAAGCUUUAUUCACACACCCAACCUGCAGCUACUAUUGUUCACAGCAAAUUCAUUGGACCUCAUUGAUGAAGAAGCUUUUCUGGGUUUAUCGCACCUUGAAUACCUAUUUAUUGAAAACAACAGAAUUGCAUCAAUAUCGCCAUUUGCUUUCCGGGGACUGAAGGCACUCAUACAUCUGAGUCUGGCUUACAACAACCUGGAGACGCUGCCUAAAGAUGUGUUCAAGGGCAUGGAUGCUUUGACUAAAAUAGAUCUGAGAGGAAACAAUCUGAUCUGUGACUGUAAGCUCAAGUGGUUUGUCGAAUGGAUUCAUCACACCAACGCUACUCUGGAUGAGAUCUACUGCAGUGGCCCAUCCAUUCACCAAGGGAAGAAGAUCAACGAUCUGCAGCCGCACUCUUUUGACUGCAUCACAACAAAGUUUGCUUCCUAUCAGCUGUUGAAGUUUGAGUCGAUUUCAGUGGAGUCCUUCAACUUCGGAAACGAGCAAUUUGUGGUGUUUGCUCAGCCUUUCACUGGCACCUGCACCUUCUUAGAAUGGGAUCAUGUGGAGAUGACCUUCAGAACUUAUGACAUCAUUGAAAGCAUCUCCACUGUGGUCUGCAAACCGAUUGUGAUUGACAACCAGCUCUUCAUCAUUGUGGCCCAGCUGUUUGGAGGUUCACACAUUUAUAAACGUGACACCUCUUCCAACAAGUUUAUCAAAAUCCAGGACAUUGACAUCCUGAGGAUUCGCAAACCCAAUGACAUAGAGGCGUUUGAGAUUGAUGGGGAGACUUUCUUCAUUAUCGCUGACAGCUCCAAGGCUGGCUCUACAACUGUGUACAAAUGGAACGGCAUCGGUUUCUACUCCCACCAGUCCCUCCACCUGUGGUACAGAGACACUGACGUGGAGUACCUGGAGAUUGCCAACAAACCCCACCUGAUUUUGUCCAGCAGCUCCCAGAGGCCUGUUGUUUACCAGUGGAAUAGGAUCCAGAAAAAGUUUGAUCGCAGAACUGAUAUCCCAGAUAUGGAGGACGUCUUCUCAGUCAAACACUUUCGGGUAAAAGGUGAUCUCUUCAUAUGCUUGACAAGAUUCAUCGGGGACUCCAGGGUGAUGCGUUGGGAUGGUGCCAUGUUCAAAGAGGUCCAGACAUUUCCCUCCCGUGGCUCCAUGGUGUUCCAGCCUGUCUUCGUCAGCAAAUGGCAGUAUGCCAUCUUAGGCAGUGAUUAUUCACUGACACAGGUCUACCAAUGGGACACUAACAGAGGACAGUUUGUCCCAUCUCAAGAGCUCAGCAUUCAGGCACCUCGGGGGUUUUCUGUGGUCUCCGUUGACAACAGAGUGUUUUUGUUUGCAUCCAGCUUCAAGGGGAAAACUCAAAUAUACGAGCACAUCAUGAUCGAUUUGAGUGAUUAAACGUAUCAUUGUUUGUGAUACUCUGAACUCAUCAGUCCCAUUUAAAUUUAUCAAACAAUUUUAGCACAGCUGAAAAGUCUUUGUAUUAUUGUUUCUACUGUUAUUUAUCACCCACCAAAAGAAAACAUGUAGGCUAUGAUGUUUUUACCCAUGCUUGUUCUUUUUCAUCUCUGUUUCUUUUUUUCAGCUGUUUCAUCUCUGCAGAUCUGCAGUGUGUGAAUGUGUGAAUGACUGUUGUAUUGUAAAGUGCCUGGGAGGGGUUUUGGACUCCAUACAGGCAAUUUACAAUCUGUUUGAACUCUUUUUGCAGAACUCUAUUUUGGAAAAUAACAGAUUAGAAAAUUUGUAGUAUUGUUUGAUUAAUAGAAUUAAAAUGAUACGUUUCUUAGAAUAGACAGGUAAAUAUGUUGGUAAUUUUGAGCCUUUUUUUUCUACACAAGUCACUUCAGGGAAAGUAACCAUAAAUGCUUCUAGGAGAUACAAACUUGACAAACAAGCAAAUAAAAAGAAAUAUAGUCAUUUAGAAAGUGUUGAAUUUCAACACGAUGUCAGAACAGCUACGCCGCUUCUUUUUAAAGUCUGACAGAACGUCAAACGGCCAAGUUACCAUCCAUUGUUGGACUGUUUUGGUGAGUAAGAGUUGUAUAACACAGUGGUUGAAAAUCUUCCAGUCUGUAAAUGAGUUGUCAUGACUAAAGAUGGCAAUAUGACAAUUGCUUCUAACUCAACACACAAUUUGUCAAAUUACUGAUUUAACUAACAUUCCUCAUGGAUGGAUUGGGGGUUCAAGCUUUUCCUUAAAUUUGUUGUGUUUCUGUUUUAUAUUGUCUCAUUUCCAUGUUGAUUUUACCAGUCUUCCUCAGGUCUCGGUAGUCUCUGGCACUGUGAUAUGACAGAUCUUUGUAAAAAAAAAACACUUGAAGACAAUCUAAAUUUCUAUUCCUUGCUUUAGCAUUGCUAUCCAUUUAGCAACAUUAGGGCUAGUUUGUCUAUAAUACUAUAGCCAAACAAUUGGGACUUUCAACCAAAGCAAAGAAUCCUAUCCAUUCCUUCAGUUCAUCCAUCCAUUCAUCCAUUUUCAUCCGCUUAUCUGGAGUCGGGUCACGGGGGCAGUAGCCUAAGGCGAGAGGCCCAGACUUCCCUCUCCCCAGCCACUUGGGCCAGCUCCUCGGGGGGAAUCCCAAGGCGUUCCCUGGCCAGGUGAGAGACAUAGUCCCUCCACCGUGCCCUGGGUCUACCUUUAAAUCUCCUCCCGGUUGGAUGUGCGUAGAAAACCUCACCAGGGAGGCGUCCAGGAGGCAUCCUGACCAGAUGCCCGAGCCACCUCAACUGGCUCCUCUCAAUGUGGAGGAGCAGGUCUACUCCAAGCCCUUCCCGAAUGACCGAGCUUCUCACCCUAUCACUAAGGGAGAGCCCAGCCACUCUUCGGAGAAAACUCAUUUCGGCCGCUUGUAUCCGCGAUCUUGUUCUUUCGGUCACUACCCAAAGCUCAUGACCAUAGGUGAGGGUAGGAACGUAGAUCGACCGGAAAACCGAGAGCUUCACCUUCUGACUCAGCUCUCUCUUCACCACGACAGACCGGUACAACGUCCGCAUCACUGCAAAUGUAGCACCAAUCCACCUAUCAAUCUCACGCUCCAGUUUUCCCUCACUCGUGAACAAGACCCAGAGAUACUCAAACUCCUCCACUUGGGGCAGGACCUCAUCCCUGACCCGGAGAAGGCAUUCUACCCUUUUCCGAAUCAAGACCAUGGUCUCAGAUUUAGAGGAGCUGAUUCUCAUCCCAACUGCUUCACACUCGGCUGCGAACUGCUCCAGCAAAAGCUGAAAAUCAUGUUCUGAUGAAGCCCACAGGACCUCAGCUUCUGCAAAAAGCAGAGACCUGAUCCUAUGGCCACCAAAACGGAUGUCCUCCACACUUUGGCUGCAUCUAGAAAUCCUGUCCAUAAAGGUUAUGAACAGAAUUGGUGACAAAGGGCAGCCUUGGCGGAGUCCAACUCUCACUGGAAAUGAGCCCGACUUACUGCCGGCAACGCGGACCAAGCUCUGACACCGGUCAUACAGGGACCUAACAGCCCCAUACAGACCUGGUGCCCCAUACUCCCGGAGUACCCCCGAGGGACACGGUCAAAUGCCUUCUCCAAAUCCACAAAACAUAUAUAGACUGGUUGGGCAAAUUCCCAUGCACCCUCCAGGAUCCCUCUAAGGGUAUAGAGCUGGUCCAGUGUUCCACGGCCAGGACGAAAGCCAGGACGAAAACCACAUUGCUCCUCCUGAAUCUGAGGUUCAACAAUCCGACGGACCCUCCUCUCCAGAACCCCUGAAUAGACCUUACCAGGAAGGCUCAGGAGUGUGAUCCCCCUGUAGUUGGAACACACCCUGUGGUCCCCCUUUUUAAAUAAGGGGACCACCACCCCGAUCUGCCAGUCCAGUGGGACUGCCCCCGAUGUCCACGCGAUAUUGCAGAGUCGCAUCAGCCAACAAAGCCCCACAACAUCCAGAGCCUUAAGGAACUCAGGGCGGAUCUCAUCCACCCGUGGAGCCUUGCCUCAGUGACCUCAGCACCAGACAUUUGAGGGGCCAACCCAGAGUCCCCAGACUCUGCUUCCUCACUGGAAGACGUGUCAGUGGGACUGAGGAGGCCUUCAAAGUAUUCUGCCCACCGAUCCACAACGUCCUGAGUAGAGAUCAGCUGCACACCGUCCCCACUAUAGAUAGUGUAGGUAGCGCACGGCUUUGCCCCCCUGAGACGCCGGAUGGUGGACCAGAAUCUCCUCGAAGCCAUAUGGAAGUCUUGCUCCAUGGUCUCACCAAACUCCUCCCAUGCCCGGGUUUUGCCUUGGCAACCACCAGAGCUGCGUUCCGCUUGGACUGCCGGUACUUGUCAGCUGCCUCUGGAGUCCCACAGGCCAAAAAGCCCUGAUAUGACUCUUUCUUCAGCUUGAAGGCAUCCCUAAACGCCGGUGUCCACCAGCAGAUUCGGGGGUUGCCACCACGACAGGCAGCGACGAUCCUGCGACCACAGCUCUGGUCGGCCGCCUCAACAAUGGAGACACGGAACAGGGUCCAUUCAGACUCAAAGUCCCUCGCCUCCCCCGGAACAUUUUGGAAGUUCUGUCGGAGGUGGGAAUUGAAGCUCCUUCUGACAGGAGACUCUGCCAGACAUUCCCAGCAGACCCUCGCAAUACGUUUGAGCCUGCCUGGUCUGACUGGCAUCCUCCCCCACCAUCUGAGCCAACUCACCACCAGGUAGUGGUCAAUUGGCAGUUCCGCCCCUCUCUUCACCCAAGUGUCCAAGACAUGCGGCCGCAGGUCAGAUGAAACAACAACAAAGUCGAUCAUCGAGCUGCGGCCUAAGGUAUCCUGGUGCCAAAAGCACAUAUGGACACCUUUAUGUCUGAACAUGGUGUUCAUUAUGGACAAUCCAUGGCUGGCACAGAAGUCCAAAAACAAAACACCACUCAAAUUCAGAUCGGGGGGCCAUUCCUCCCAACCAUACCUCUCCAGGUCUCACUGUCAUUGCCCACGUGAGCGUUAAAGUCCCCAAGCAGAACGAGGGAGUCACCGGAAGGAGCGCUUUCCAGCACCCCCUCCAUGGUCUCCAAAAAGGGUGGGUAGUCUGAACUGUAGUUUUGUGCAUAAGCACAGACCACAGUCAGAACCCAUCCCCCCACAUGUAGGCGGAGGGAGGCUACCCUCUCAUUCACUGGGGUAAACCCCAAUGUACAGACACCAAGAUGGGGGGCAACUAGUAUGCCCACCCCUGCUCGGCGCCUCUCAGUGGGAGCAACUCCAGAGUGGUAGAAAAUCCAACCCCUGUCAAGGAAACUGGUUCCAGAGCCAGAGCCAUGUGUUGAGGUGAGUCCGACUAUAUCUAGUCGGAACCUCUCAACCUCACACACCAACUCAGGCUCCUUCCCCACCAGAGUGGUGACAUUCCAUGUGCCAAGAGCCAGCUUCUGUAGCUGAGGAUCAGAUCGCCAAGGUCCCCGCCCUCGACUAUCACCCGUCACACACUGCACCUGACCCCUUUAGCCCCUCCUACGAGUGGUGAGCCCAUGGGAAGAUUCCUUCCUUCAGUCUUUAGUCUUAUUUCACCUAAAAAGUAGCUCACUAAAAACAAACAAAUAAAACUUCAACUGAAUACUGUGAGAAAAAUGAUGGUGUCCGUGAGACACACAUGGUGUUGGUUUCUGGUAAAUGACAUACUAGAAGCAUCCCACUGUCACUCUUACCCCUUUUCUCUUCCAACUACAAUGCCAUUGUUGUCUUUACUCCGCAGCUAAAAGGCUUGUAUUUUCACACAAAAAUCACAAACAUUGGUUACAAACCAUUGCCAAAUAAAGCAUUUACAUGUUUACAAUAUGUGUGUAAUUUAUAUGUAUAACAGGUCCAGACUGUAGAGUUUAGCAGAUGAAGUAGUAAAACAAGACUAGUUCAUUAAAUGCAAUGUAACACUUUGUUUUUGAAGAAAAAAAAACUAACAGAUCUCCUUGUAUCCGUUUAAUAGGUAGUUAAAGAUAUAUUAAAUGUAUUUCUUUGUCAUCUUGUUUAUUGUACUAAAUGAACAGUAGUAAUAAAAUAAUAAAUAACCA